Molecule: messenger RNA, 2597 nt
Organism: Theobroma cacao (cacao)
Lineage: Eukaryota; Viridiplantae; Streptophyta; Magnoliopsida; Malvales; Malvaceae
Product: Tetratricopeptide repeat (TPR)-like superfamily protein
Molecular function (GO): protein binding
Source: RefSeq, a predicted model, not a curated record
CUUGUUGUAUAUUUAAGGAACGCUUCGAGCACUCUUAUUUUUCUGAUAAGCUUCGCUGUCGAGCUUCGCCGGAGCUUUCAACAGGGCGGCAAAAAAAAAUAUAUAUUUUUUUUCAUUCGUUAGUUUCCAUCGAAGUCUGAACAAAAGAAAUUUAAAGGGAGAGUGAAUUCAAAGAAAGGCAGGCUUUUUAUUUUCCAGGAUCUCAGUAAAGGAUAAAGCUUUGAGUGAGAAGAUUUCCAGCUAGCUUUUCAGUUUGUCAAGGCUCUGUUUGGCAGCGCCUUUCGAGAAGCCUAAUUUCACCACCAAGCUUGAACAAAUGGUAGUGAAAGUAGCAGCAACGGCGUGUUUGCAAUGGUCACAGCCAAUUCUUCCUCAAUCUCCACCUUCCUCUCAAGCUUUAGCUUCAGCAAUCUCUUCACCUUCACUUCCCAAACGCUGCCGUAGUGAUGGUGCUCUUAUUUUCAAGUCAGUUCAAAGACUGAACCGGUCGGCUCUGUUCGGUUCCCACUCCACCAAUAUUCAACGGUCCCGAUCUUGCGAGUUUCUCAAAUCAGGAUCCCGAACUUUAAGAAAAGCUUGCAGCGCUAGUUUAGAUGCCUUUUCGGAUGAAGAAUUUUCAAAAAAAAUUCAAGAAUUGGCUCUCAGAUUCCAGUUGUCAGACGACGAUGGUGACACCAACAGCAAAAAUACCCGAAAUUCUUUAGAUUCAGGAAGGGAGACGGGAGCCGUUUCUGAUUCCAAAACCGAUUCUUUGAAAUUCAACGACCAACCGUCAUGGUUAGAAAGAGGAGAAGAAAUAAUUCCAUCAAGCAUCGAACGUAAAGCCAACAGUGUUGAUCUUCCGCUUUCGCUUCGAAUUAUAAAGAGAAAAUUGCAAUGGCAAGAAGGGUUUCGAGAAGCAGGGGAAUCGGCUUAUUGCUCAAUGAAAAAGGCGUUUUCUUCAAUGGUUUUUAUAAUCCGCGAGCUUCAGAGUUACACUUUACAAAUGCGAGAGCUUUUGUUUUAUGAAGAUUUGCAAGGGAUUCUUGUUAGAGUUCAGAAAGAGAUGCACGCGUCGUUCGUUUGGUUGUUUCAACAGGUUUUUUCUCAUACACCGACUUUGAUGGUUUACGUGAUGAUCCUGUUGGCAAAUUUUUCGGUUUAUUCCAUGGGAAGCAACGCUGCUAUAGCAGCAGCAGCAGCGAAUCCCGCACCUGGGUGUAUUGUUUCUGUGGUUGAGGUUCAAGAUCAGAAGAAUCAAAAGUUUGAUUCUUCCUCAAUAAAAUCAUUUUCAGUGACGUCAUCAAGUGGAAAAACCACUUCGAUUGGCGGAAACAACGGCGGUGGUGGAAAAGUUAGGCCCGUUGCUAGUGGCACAGACGGUGACGGGUUCUUUGAUGGAUCAGACCAGUUCAGGACCAUUGUUCCUGACGGAGCUUCCCAAUUAUCAUCUCCAGGAACUACAGGGGAAGCGCAAACGGAGUCAACGUCAGGGCAAGUAACUAGAGAAGAAGAGCUAAGUCUUUGGAACUCAAUCGUUGAUGAAGCUUCAAAAAUGCAAGCUUCAUUUGGAGAUGAAUCGCUCGAUCGUGAAACAAUUCAGAGAUUUAUUUCGCCUGUUAUAGCAAAGAUCGAACCGGAUGGUGAUUAUGAAGAUUAUUUCAGAACUGAGCUUCUGUACCAAACAGGGUUGUCACAAGAGCCUAACAACCCUCUCCUUCUUGCCAAUUAUGCUCAGUUUCUCUACCUUGUUGCACAUGAUUAUGACAGAGCCGAAGUGUACUUCAAGAAAGCAAUAACGGUGGAACCAGCAGACGCGGAAGCAUACAGUAAAUACGCGAGCUUUCUAUGGAGAGUUAGGAAUGAUUUGUGGGCAGCCGAGGAAACUUUCUUGGAUGCAAUUUCUGCAGAUCCUAGUAACUCUUAUUACGCCGCAAACUAUGCUCAUUUCCUAUGGAAUACUGGUGGAGAGGACACUUGUUUCCCUCUAAGCUCUCCAGACACUACCCAAGAAGCUUAAAAACCCUUUAAAAAACACAAACAAAAAGAAGAAGAUAGACGUCAGAAACAUAACCCACCAGAGCAAAAAUCAUAUGGCUACCGCCCCUCCUUUGUUUUUUCCCUUCUCUUCUGGAAUUUGUUUACGAAAUAAGGAAAAAUGAAAAAAAGAAAUAAGCAACCAAAGUAAAGGAGAGAAAAAGAAUUUUCUUGUCUUUGAAACUUGUGUUAUAUUCUUUAAUCCUAGUAUUUCCAUUUUAAGUGGUGGUGAGGCAACUUGGAGAGGGUGGGUUAUUGGAGGUGUUUUGGAAGCAGGGUUUCACGCAAGGAAUACGGGGAAAAUGCAUGGAAGGUGGCGACAGUUGGAAACUUGUUAAGCGCUGUGCGUGUCCUCGGCAGGAGCAGGCUGGUACUUGAGAACUACACACGUCAGGUGGAGUUUGGAGGAGGGAUGAAGCUUUGAUAAGCUUAGCUUUUUUGGCCUUUCUUUUUCUUUGCCUUUUUUGGCACAGGUCAAAAUCAUUGGUCUUCUUAUUGGUUUACACCAGACCACAUUACGAAUUUGUACUUAGUUACCUUUUUUUUUUUUGUUAAUACAAGAACCAUUUUAAUUUUUUUUU